Molecule: messenger RNA, 1501 nt
Organism: Scomber scombrus (Atlantic mackerel)
Lineage: Eukaryota; Metazoa; Chordata; Actinopteri; Scombriformes; Scombridae
Gene: wdr82
Product: WD repeat domain 82
Exons: 9
Coding region: 205-1146 (313 amino acids)
Cellular component (GO): Set1C/COMPASS complex
Molecular function (GO): protein binding; chromatin binding
Source: RefSeq, a predicted model, not a curated record
UGGCGAAGGCGGUGCUUUUCCCUCCUCCUGACUCAGAAGUAACACUGGCGGGCCUUCGUUGCUGUUUUUGAAUCAUACUCAUCGAAAGGGCAACUUUUGGCACCGUUGCAGUUCAAAUAUACGAAUAAACCAUAAUAAGGGACGUUUUGUGAGGCGCGUACAGAGUGAAAGGAGGGCGCGCUCCCCUCACACAGACAGGCCGUCAUGAAGCUCACCGACAAUGUGCUGCGUAGCUUCAGGGUUGCUAAGGUUUUUAGAGAAAACUCAGACAAAAUUAACUGUUUCGACUUCAGUUCAAACGGUGAAACGAUUAUUUCCAGUAGCGACGACGACUCCUUGGUGUUGUAUGACUGCCAGGAGGGAAAACCUAAGAGAACUCUCUACAGUAAAAAGUAUGGAGUGGAUCUGAUCAGGUACACACACGCUGCUAACACGGUGGUCUACAGUUCCAACAAAAUUGACGAUACAAUCCGAUACCUCUCCCUUCAUGACAACAAAUACAUCCGCUACUUUCCUGGGCACAACAAAAGAGUGACUUCUCUCUCCAUGUCUCCUGUGGACGACACGUUUAUUUCUGGCUCAUUAGAUAAAACUAUCAGACUAUGGGAUCUGCGAUCGCCCAACUGUCAGGGUCUCAUGCACCUUCAAGGGAAGCCGGUGUGCUCCUUUGAUCCAGAGGGUCUCAUUUUUGCAGCUGGAAUAAAUUCAGAAAUGGUUAAACUUUAUGAUCUGCGGUCGUUUGACAAGGGUCCGUUUGCAACCUUCAAGCUUCAGUAUGACCGGACGUGCGAAUGGACGGGACUCAAGUUCAGUAAUGAUGGAAAACUCAUUCUUCUCUCAACUAAUGGCGGAGCUCUUCGCAUCCUUGAUGCUUUUAAGGGCGCUGUACUACAUUCCUUUGGGGGCUACAACAACAGUAAAGGUGUAACACUGGAGGCAUCAUUCACACCUGAUUCUCAGUUUGUUAUGAUUGGUUCUGAAGACGGAAAGAUCCACGUGUGGAACGCAGAGAGCGGUAUGAAGGUGGCUUUAUUAGAUGGGAAGCACACGGGGCCGAUCACCUGCCUGCAGUUCAACCCCAAGUUCAUGACGUUUGCAAGUGCCUGCUCCAACAUGGCAUUCUGGCUCCCCACCAUUGACGAUUGAAGACGAAGGAGUGAGGUCAGGACUUCUGUUGAAGGCCAAAGUGGAAACAAAGUGACCAGCAGGGGUCAGCACCACCAGCUCUGUGUGACUUUCACAGGAAAAGCGUUAAGUCCAAUUAAAAUUGUAAAUAAGUUGUUUCCAGAACUUAGAUUGUUUGUCUAUUCUUUUUUUAUAUAUUUCUAUUUAACAUUAAAAAAAAAUCUUGGUAAAAAAUGAGUUUUGUCAUUUUUUUUAAUAACUUGGAUUUGUGUUUUUAACAGGUGACCACUAAGAGAUUAAAUGUGACAUGAGAUUUGUCAGACAAUUUUAGAGCUACAGAAAAUAUCACACUGAAAAUGAAAAUGUUUUUGUCUUU